AUGAAACUCGCGUUACUGGUUUUGCUGGGCAGCUGUUUCAUUGGGCAAUUGGUAAAUACCCAGUUGGUUUACAAGCUUAAGAAAAUCGAGUGUCUGGUUAAUCGGACGCGAGUGAGUAACGUGUCUUGCCAUGUGAAGGCGGUCAAUUGGAAUCUGGCAGUGGUGAAUAUGGAUUGCUUCAUGAUUAUGCCUCUGCUUAACCCAAUCAUCCGAUUGCAAGUUUUUACAAAAGACUACAGUAACCAGUACAAACCAUUCUUAGUUGACGUUAGAAUCCGAAUUUGCGAGGUGAUCGAGAGGAGGAACUUCAUACCGUAUGGCGUGAUAAUAUGGAAGUUAUUUAAGCGUUACACGAAUGUUAACCACUCCUGCCCUUUUUCGGGCCAACUUAUAGCUCGUGACGGUUUUCUGGAUACUAGCCUUCUGCCGCCGUUUCCUCAAGGAUUUUACCAAGUCAGCUUGGUAGUUACGGACACUGAUUAUGUAGGCACAAUGAAGUUCUUCCUCCAGGCCAUGGAACAGAUAAAAAGCAAGAAGACCCCUAGUUCCUAAUGCUAUCUAAACUUGGUCCUCAAUUAGAGAUUUCUUUACGUUUUAUACACAUAUGUACAUAUGGGAGUAAUAUAAUUUACAUUUCACAAAAAAAUUGUAUCAAUAUGUUAAGCCAAAUCUUUUAAAUAAA
Molecule: messenger RNA, 682 nt
Organism: Drosophila simulans
Lineage: Eukaryota; Metazoa; Arthropoda; Insecta; Diptera; Drosophilidae
Exons: 4
Coding region: 1-552 (183 amino acids)
Source: RefSeq, a predicted model, not a curated record